This is a messenger RNA of Cylindrotheca closterium, 858 nucleotides long. The record is from the annotation of a GenBank genome assembly. NCBI's taxonomy places the organism in Eukaryota, Bacillariophyta, Bacillariophyceae, Bacillariales, Bacillariaceae.
AUGGUGGCUCAAGAUUCUGCGUUGAUAAGUUUCCUGUCAGGAGGCGUAGGUGGUAUUGCUGCGGUAGCCGUCGGACAUCCUUUCGACUUGGUAAAGGUCAGAUUACAAACAAGCACUGCUGAGUCCAUGAAUGGUUCAGUGUUUCGAAUUAUGCAACGAACGGUUGCCUCCGAGGGCAUUCCAGGUCUAUACCGUGGUGUAAGCGCCCCGUUGUUAGCUGUGUCUCCCAUCUACGCGAUUUCCUUUUGGGGCUAUGAUAUUGGACAAAGGUUGACUAAGAUGAUGCGAAAAGAUGGAGAUGAGUCUCCAAUGAGCCUUAUUGAAAUCAGCUGCGCUGGUGGUAUAUCAGCGUUGCCGACCACAGUUGUAAUGGCUCCAACUGAGCGAUUGAAGUGUCUUCUUCAGACUUCCGGGACAAAAUAUUUAGGACUCCUUGAUUGUGCUCGUCAGGUGUAUAGCGUUGGUGGGGUUGCGAGCUUGUACAAGGGAACGGUGCUGACAUUGGCAAGGGACAUUCCUGGCAGCAUCGCGUGGUUUGGCACCUAUGAAAUAAUGAAACGAGAACUCGCUAAAUUACAGGGAGUCGAGGACCCCUCCAAGCUUUCUUCAAUUGCCAUUAUGGUUGCUGGUGGGUUUGCAGGGAUGGCUUGUUGGGGUGUGUGCAUUCCACCGGACACUCUGAAGUCAAGAUUUCAGACGUCACAUGAAGGUCAGUACAAAGGAGUAGUUGACGUCUACCGACACAUAGUACGAGAAGAAGGACACGGCGGGUUGCUCAAAGGGUUUCGCCCUGCAAUGGUGGCUCUGCCCCCCACCCUUACUGUAGAUAGCGCUCGCAAGGCUCAGCCGCUGACCUAG